Molecule: messenger RNA, 1684 nt
Organism: Dermacentor silvarum
Lineage: Eukaryota; Metazoa; Arthropoda; Arachnida; Ixodida; Ixodidae
Product: sodium-dependent glucose transporter 1A-like
Exons: 4
Coding region: 139-1593 (484 amino acids)
Biological process (GO): transmembrane transport
Source: RefSeq, a predicted model, not a curated record
AUGCGAUGGAGAAAACGUGGGCUCACUUGUGCCAUCAUUUCUGCCGGAACAGCGCAAUAUUUAGAAGCCCCCUAAUUGGGGGCAAUUGUGACCGGAGAUAGAGAUAACCGCUAUGCCACGUUAGGCCUUGCCGCUUUCAUGCGACCGGUCGUUCAGCCCGACAGAAAGAGUUGGCUGCCGGACCUGAAACGCGAAUCCCUCGGCUGCGACAGGAACGGUGUGACAAGGAUGCUGACCCCGCGCGCCCAGCUGUGGCUCAAACUGGGCCGAACCUGCAACCUCUGCCUGGGCUGCCUGGGAAUGGGUCUCAUCCUGGCCCUGACCGGCGUGGCGCUGCUGGACCUGGUCGAGAUCUACGACUCCGACAUAUCAAGCGUGUCGCACCUCAUCACCGCACGCUGCGUCGGCAGCCUUCUCGGCUCCCUACUAGGAGGCAAGCUGUACGACACGUACAACGUGCAGACCAUGUCUAUACUGAUGAUGGCGCUGGCCUGCGUGACGGUGCUCAUGAUUCCGCUUAGUGGAAGCCUGCCACUUGCGUUCGUCAUGGUCUUCUUCGGCGGGAUCAGCGUGGGUGCCUUCGACACCGGCGCGAACGUGUGGAUCAUCAAUCUGUGGCCAGAGAACAGCAGCCCGGCGUUGCAGGUCUUCCACUUGGCCUUUGGCGUCGGUUGCCUGGUGGCACCGCUCAUCGCCGAGCCCUUCCUGUCCACCGGCGGCUUGUUGCUGAACCAGACGGCCGCCAACGUGAGCGAGCACUUGACCUCGAACGACACUGGCUACAGCCCGUUGGAGAUCGGAACCGACGAGAGCCGGGUCUACUACGCGUUCGGCAUAACCAGCGCCUUCCACCUUGCCCUGGUUGUUGCCAUGGUGGCGCUCUACUUGAUUGACAACGCCGACGUCAAACCUGCCCAGGAGGAUGCCACCCUUGGCAAGGAGUCUCCCGAGGACGUGCGCUUUAGCCGCACCCUGGUGGCCCUGCUGAGCGCCUACGUGUGCGUGAACGUGGCGCUCGAGUGCACCUCGUCCCAGAUGCUCACCGCGUUCGCCGUCAAAAGCGAGCUGCACUUCACCAAGUCGGCGGCGGCUCGCGCAGCGGCCGUCUACUUCUUCUGCUUCGCGGCGAGCCGCCUGGCGGCCGCGCUGGUUACCGUCAAGAUGUCGCCCUUUCAGAUGCUCGUGCUCUCCCACGUCAUCAUCGUCGUCACGGCCGCCGUGUUCGUGGUGUGGGGCUCCAGCAGCGGCGCCGUGCUCUGGGCCUGCAGCGCGCUCAUGGGCAUCGGCCAAGGUCCUGUGUACGCGGCCGUAGUCGCUUGGACUGUCGCCUACAUUACCAUGAGCAACAAGAUGAUGUCUAUCGUCAUAAUCACAGCAGGCAUUGGCGCACUAUCGCCGCCUCUUCUAGUCGGUCAGUUCUUAGACCACAGUCCAAACCUGUUCCUCUACGUAUGUUUCGUGGCAGUCUUGCUGUGCGUAGUGUUUCUUGUCGCGAUGUACUUUUACGUUCGAAAAAGGCCGCUACUAAACGCUGAGAAAGACGUGAGCGUUAAUGGAACUUACGAAAAACCUCUCGAAAUGCUUUCGCUUUAGCGAUGUCUCCGCAACAGCCUCUAGAUGCACCACUCCGCAGGACACGAUCAUCUUCCCAGUAGUUCAAUAAACAUAACCCGCAGCAUUGGAA